Molecule: messenger RNA, 3662 nt
Organism: Sander lucioperca (pikeperch)
Lineage: Eukaryota; Metazoa; Chordata; Actinopteri; Perciformes; Percidae
Gene: il4i1
Product: interleukin 4 induced 1
Exons: 8
Coding region: 310-1965 (551 amino acids)
Biological process (GO): amino acid catabolic process
Molecular function (GO): polyamine oxidase activity; L-amino-acid oxidase activity
Source: RefSeq, a predicted model, not a curated record
AACAAUUUUGGAUAGCACUGAAUGAGCACUUUCAGGUCAGAUAUUGAAAUUAGUGAAGAUGGAGGAAAUGAGGUAUGCUGGUGACUAGUAUACCCUCCCUAAUCUAAUUUGUUCAGUGUGGUUGACUCUCGAGCCGGUGUGGGAAAAUAUUUCUGUAAGACCUGAGGAGCCACACAGUCCCUCAUUAAAAUUACGUUGUGUGCAAUUUCACACAUGCUACACAUCCAGGUUUUCCAGGCUGCUUUCGUAUGCAGAGACACAGUGUAGAAAGUUUAGCUUUAUCAGGGACUCAAUCAUUUCUCCUCAGUCAUGCAGAGGCUUAUGACAACUUACGAGACUUUACCUUUGAUAAAGGUUUCUUUUUCCUCUAAUAGUGUCAGUAUCAACAGUCAGAGGAAGAAAUCAAAACUGUGGAGUUCCAUUCUCAAGAAGAUCCCUCACAUGGCACUGUGCAAACUCUUUCCUUUGGUUCUAGUCGGGGUUGUGGUGUUUGCUGUGAGUGGGAUCUUUGGAGAUCCCCUGUUUGAGUGCCUCCAAGACACUGACUACAGUGAGCUUCUCAACAUUGUGGAUAAAGGUCUUCCGGCCACUAAGACACCUCGUCAUGUAGCAAUCAUCGGCGGGGGCAUCGCUGGACUGACCGCUGCCAAGUUUUUAGAAGAUGCCGGACAUAAGGUGACCAUAAUAGAAGCCAGUAACCGUAUUGGAGGACGUGUGGAGACCUUCAGGAACAAUAGAGAAGGCUGGUAUGCAGAAGUGGGUGCCAUGAGGAUCCCUAGCUUUCAUAAAAUUCUGCUUUCCUUUGCCUCAAAAUUACAAAUUUCCCUAAACCACUUCAUCCAAGAUGACAUCAACACCUACUAUUUGGUAAAUGGAGUGUUACAGAAAACCUAUGCUGUGGAAAACAACCCUGGUGUGCUUAACUACAGCUUAAAUGAAAGGGAAAGGGGGCAGUCAGCAGCUCAACUCUUCAGUCAGACACUCUGGAAGGUGAAGGAUGACCUGAAGGCAAUGGGCUGCAGUGCCAUGUUGGAUAAAUAUGAUGCAUACACAGUGAAGGAAUAUCUGGUGAAGGAGGGCAACCUGAGUCGUGGUGCUUUGAGGAUGAUCGGGGACAUCCUGAAUGAAAACAGCCUCUUCUACACAUCACUGAUAGAGAUGCUGUACAUACAGUCAGACAUCAAUGACAACACUGAGUACUACGAAGUGACCGAUGGUUUUGACCACCUUCCAAAGGCUUUCUAUCAGGUGUUAAAUGCCACGAUCCUCCUCAACUCCAAGGUUAAACUAAUCGAUCAAACAGACGGCACCAAUGUGACAGUAACAUACCAGGACUGGCGUAAUUCAGGCGCCCUGACCAACCUAACAGUGGACUAUGCCCUGGUGACGGCCACAGCCAAGGCGACCGUCUUCAUUGACUUCCAGCCCCCUCUCUCUGGGAACAAGAUGGAGGCCCUGCGCUCAGUUCAUUAUGCCAGCUCCACCAAGGUGGUACUCAGCUUCAGGGAGCGCUUCUGGGAGAAAGAGGGUAUCCGAGGAGGGAAGAGCAUCACAGACCGACCAUCUCGCUUCAUCUACUACCCCAGUCACAGCUUCCACGGUACAGCUGCGGGGGCCCUCCUGGCGUCCUACACCUGCUCUGACGAUUCCACUCUCUUCCAAGGAAUGAGCGAAGAGGAGCUGAUGGCCGUGGUCCUGGAGGACUUGGUGAAGAUCCACGGAGAGUACAUCAGGCCUCAGUGGACAGGGGGGAUGGUGAAGAAGUGGGGCUUAGAUCCUUACAGUCUGGGAGCCUUCGCCCUGUUUACACCCUACCAGCAGGAACACUACGCCAGAGACCUGUUCCAGAGUGAGGGACGGGUGCACUUUGCAGGAGAACACACAGCCUUGCCCCAUGGGUGGAUUGAAACUGCAAUGAAGUCUGCACUCAGGGCAGCUAAAAAUAUUAACAGCCUUACAGUUUAGUUAUAUAUGCAAUUAUUUUGUUGUGUUCCUCCAUAUAUAAAUAUACAUAGGUUUAGUAGUACAUCUUGUGAACUUGUCCCAUGUCUUGCCUGUUGUCAGAUAGUAUAGUCAGGUCUGCAUAGCCAGGGUAUUUAUGAAAUAUUUACUUGUACUUUAACUACUUCACAUUUUUAUUAACUUGUACUGCCACUUUUAAUAUCCUAUCAAGGCAUCUUCAUGAUUUUGUUUGUCUGCUCUGCAUGUUUGCAUAUAUGUAUCAAGAAAAUGGCUAUAAUCAGUGUUGCUUGGCUGUGAUUUGUUGCUUGCUUGCAUGGCUACGUGUACUGAAUGUGGAUACUGGAUAAUGUACUAAUGUCUUGCUGCUUCCUGUUGCUCGGCAUGGCUUCUUGAGAAUUUUUAUUUUGUUGCUGUUGGUGUCUUUUAACCCGUACUGAUGUCUGCUGUUUCCUGGUGCUCUGGUCUCAAAACAUCUCGCCAAAGGACUACAGUUAACAGCUAACAAUACCACUUUUACAGAAAUUUUGAUUAAUGUGUGUUAUCCUUAUAGAUAAAAUUAAUGAAAUGAAUACUGGUGUAUUAGUGCCCCUCUAAUACAAUGUAUAUUUUUGUUUUAUAUGCAUAUUUAUUGAUUCAGUUAUGUUUUCGGUAUUUCUUUUGAUCGUAGGACUUGGACUUGUCUAUUUACUCCAUAAACUGACAUUCUGAUCAGACCACAGAAUUUACACACAUUAGCAUAAAUACAAAUUUAAUUAUUAUCCCCAUGGUCAUCAUUUGCAGGCCUUUACUGUUUCAGGAUAUUCUGUGAUUCUAACAGUGAAUUACAACUGGAACUUAACAAUUAUUUUCAGCACUGAUAAAUCUGCUGAUUGUUUGUCUAUGAAUGUCAGAAAAUAGUGAAAAACGCCCAUCAGAUUUUUGCAGAGUCCAAGGUGAAAUGCAAGUUGCUUGUUUUGUCGAACCAAGAGUCCAAAAUGCCCAAAUAUCAAUACAUUUUAAUCAAUCAAUUUUUAUUUGUCAAAUGAAAUCAUACAAGGUACAAUUCCAGUGAAAUGUAAUCCGAGUGGGGAUUUUCAGUACACUGACAUUUAAGACACUGAAAAGCAGCAAAUCCUCACAUUUGAGAAGCUGGAACCUUCAAACGCAUUUUUGCUUGAAAAGUUACUCAAAUGAUUAAUUAGUUAUCGAUUAAUUGUCUAAUCAAUUCAACUCUACACUGAAUACUUAUGUGAUUGUGUAUAUAAGAAGCAUUACGAAAUACUUGUUUUGAAAAACCCUGAUGAAUGGAGUUCCUGAUGGUACAUUUCUGUGUUUUAUUCCAUUACAGCUAUUUUAUAUUUCAGUUACUUCAUUUUACUUUUAGGUUGAACAAGCAAGUAAUAUAUUAUUAAAAUAUUAUAAUAAUGUACUUUCUUUUAAUGGUCAGAUAUUUGGAACUAAAAGCUUGUGUAAAAAGAGAAAAUGUGUAAAUAUCUAAGAUAAAACAAGUUUUCUUACAUACUGACAACAGACUUCCAUUUUGUAGAUUUUUUUCCCCCAGGAAUCCAUAUGGAAAGACUAUUGUUGUAUUAGUACUGACUUUUUCUCAUACUGGACUUUAAAAUAUAGUUCAAAAACAUGUCGUGCAAAUGCAUCUGCCAAGUGUUUCUACCUGUUAUAUAUUUGAUAUUGAUUCUUUACAAUAAAUCUCACAAAGCCAA